UUUUCAAGGUAUACCUACGUUACCCAUGUGUAGUACACAAGUGGAUUCUCUCCAAUUCAUCUGGAGGUUACAGACUUGAGUUUAAUGUGAAACCACUCGUCUUCCAUGGCGGGUUAGUUUCAGUGGCAAAGGACGAUUGAGCAAAAUUAUUGGUGAAAAGAGUUACGUCAUUGUUAGGCAAAGGAUUUAUCAGAGUCCCGGCAGCCGACAGAACUCGUCAGAGUUAUUAUUUCUGGAACAAUUUCCACAAUGGAAAUGUCAUUUUCGCCUUAUACUAGAGCUGAAAAUCCAAAGAGGAGAUCGCUAUUUAGCGAAAGCGGGGUUUUUUAAAAAGUUUUUUUUUAGCUUAGAUAAUGAAUAUCAGCCCGUUCCUUUCGGACUUUCACUGACACCGAGAGUGAUCGUGUUGUAUGUGCAAGCAGCGGGACAUUGGCAUCCGAUUUGUUUUGAAAUAUUCCAGCUCACUAGAGCAGGUGGUCCGAUAUUCUACAGCUGUGCUAAAUCAUCCAAUGGAUCUGGGUUUCAACAUAAAUCGCGUAAAAUGUUGAGCGGAGACAGUACAGUGUACAGAAUACAUGAGACUCGUGGCCCUUGCCUACUCGAGUUCAUGGCCUCAGUGUUCUCUGUUAUAAACCUGGGGCUAAUGAUGGGAGAUUUUCAGCGUCAGGUCACUACAUUACGGUUAUAGCCACACCGUCACCUCGAUUGUGAGGUGCGAGAGACACAGACGUGUAUGAGUCUACCUGGAUCUGUGGAGGAGAAAAGCGCUACUCACGUCAGACGUCCUGCUCAGAACUUUAUUGUCCAAAGUAACCUUGGCAACAAACGCGACUCUGUCACUAGACCGUUGUUUAUCAAUAGUUACAUGAUACAUUUUCUUUAUCCGUAGAUGUGCCAGUAUUUGCAGAUGCCACCGUGUUGGUGUUGUUGGGAAAUAAAUGAACACAACAAAUGUACGAGUGUAAAUACAACUACAACUCACGGUGAUUUGAGCUUUGUGAUGCAAGUAUAUAUUUCAAUAUUUCUCUUCUAGAAAGUGGAAGAAAGAAAUUGAUUGGUGUUAUAUUUUUAGCUUUUAGUUCUGCUAAUCCUGCAUUUGCUGUUAACUAAAUAUAUAAUGUGCUUAUAAGCAUUUCGCUUCAGUAGAUCUUUCUGAGCUUUGUCAAGGAUUUUCAGAGAAAAUCUUCAGAAAUUCUUUUUCAUUUAAAAGAAAGCAGAACUUUCAUCACUGACUUCCUGUGUUAUUCAAACCCACAAGCCUGCUUCUUUUUACAGAACGCACAGUUGUCUAGGGGAUAUUUCUUGAAACUUGCAGUUAGAGAGAUCACGUAAGUCAAGAUGAGGUGCGAUUUUAAAGGCGCUCUGCUGCCCACUGUGCUCCCUCCAGUGCUGCUGAUGGAGAUAGUGUUGGGAAUCUUAGCAAAUGGUUUUGCUCUUUGGAUCUUCUGUUUCCAGCUGAAGCCAUGGAAGAGCAGCACAGUGUUGCUAUUUAAUCUGGCUGUGGCAGACUUUCUCCUCAUCAUGGCUUUGCCUUUUCGUGCCAGCUACUACCUGUCAGGGAUCAACUGGAUGUUUGGAGAGAGCGUCUGCAACAUCAUUCUCUUCAUGUUGGCCAUGAAUCGCAGUGGGAGCACCUUCUUCUUGAUGGCCAUUGCUCUGGACAGAUACAUGUGUGUGGUGCAUCCUCAUCAUCCCAUCAACUCCGUGAGUGUUUCAAAGGCCAUGCUGGGAGCACUCAUUUUAUGGUUGGUCCCUGUUGCUAUGACAGCUCAUGUUUUUUCACUGAAACAUGUCAACACCACCAAAUGUGAAAGUUUCGUGAUUGAAACCGAAACGGACCACAGCCUCAACUGGCACAAGACUGUGUUUCUCCUCUCCUUCUACCUGCCAUUGUCCAUGAUCAUUUACUGCACCUUCCACAUCGUUGUCCAACUCAGAAGGAGACGGCUUGGACAGCAGGCAAAAAUGAAGAGAGCUCUGUGCUUCAUCGCAGUUGUGGUGAUACUCUUCAUCGUCUGCUUCUUGCCCAGCAACAUUACAGAGGUGCUCAUUUGGAUCAAAACUCACCAGGUUGUCCACAGCCUUCCACAAUCAGAAAUCUGUCCUGCCAUGGAGGAAAUGACUAACACCUUCUUCAUCUCCAUCAGCCUGACCUAUUUCAACAGCGCCAUGGAUCCUUUGGUCUACUACUUCUCGAUCCCAGCUUUUAAGAACAUCUGUCGAAAAGUGCUUUUCCUGGAACCAGCAGAGCCCAGUGGAAGCACAGAUAAGAAAACCAAAGAAACUGGCUCUCACUCGCUCAGCCAGCUGUGAUGACUGAGUUCAAGGAAAAAAACAACAGUGUUGUUGUCAGUCAUGGUGGUUUUAAAGUUAACCACAUCUUUGUUCUUUAUAAAGGCCACUUUUGAAGUCAUGAGAAAUCGUGAUUCUAAUGGUUGUUAGAGUAAAAGAACAAGCAAGUGGAGAACAAAAUUUAAUUAGUAGCAUCACAAAUCUACUGGUUACAUCAAAGUAUUCAAGCCGCAUAUAAUGAGCUGUUAAAAAGUUACCUAUAAGACUGUUGACUUUGUUCUAUAAAAACUAAUGAAUAUUUGUUUUUUGCCUUUUUAACUGUUCUUUUAAAGUCACAUUCCAUGAUUUUGUGAAAUAACCUGUCAACAAUAUUUGGUACACUUCUUUACAAUUAUCAAAGUGUAUUGUAGGAAUAAAAUAUUUAAAAAUUAUUUAUAAAACUAUAUAUAUAUAUAUAUAUAUAUAUAUAUAUACAACAUUUUAUACAACAAAAUACAUUUACAUUUCACAGACACUUUCAUCCAAAGCAACCUACAAGAGGAGGCCAAGCAUGUGGUUCCUCUGGGAAUCAAACCCAUGACUCUGACUCUGCUUCUGAGGCAGGCGUGCUAACCACUACUUCAGGGCUCAUCAACAUGAUGCCCCAGGGGCACCUGGUAGCCGCCAAGUACUACCUAAGGUGCCCACACAGUGUAUUCUUCAAAUAAAACCAGUCAACCAAUUAAACUUGCAAUGAUAUUCAAAUGAGUGCAAUGACAAUGGUAAGAAGAGUGUCUACUAUUGUAUGUACCAUAAAUAUUUACAUGAUUAGUACGUAUUACAAAUUACAUUCAACUUGAUGUUUCCUCGUAUCACAAGGAAAAUCUUAAUUUAAUAGUUGCUUACUCUUAACUCGUAUUUCGGGUAGCUCAUAUAUCUGUAUAUGUAUGAGUCUUUUCUUUUAACCCAUUCUUCAAAGUCAGAAGAAUUGGUGGUGGUUCACUGUACAUCACAUACUGUACAUUAAAACAAUCUUCUUCAGAUUUUCACUUUUUACCCGCUCUUAGUAUAGAGCGAAAAAAAAUUCCCAUUACCCAGUGCUCCGUAUAUUGCAGAUACCACUCUCCCUCAAUUAUGUAUACAAAGAUGUUAAAUAAAUUAAUAUCUUAAUGAUCUUUGUAAAUAUGAUGUCUAUGGUUCAAUCUAAUGUUCUCUGUUUUAAUAUAAACUGUCAAUAAAGAUCAGUGUCUCUUCAGCAGCGGCCAGUUUUUCCUUAGUCUGAAACUUAGCAGAACAUUGCACUGUUUCUCAACAAUACCAUUUCACAUGUCUCAUUGCUGAAAUAUUUAUUCAAAUUUUACAUCAGAAAUUGGGUUACAAAUGUUAAGAGUAAAUAUGUACAAACAGUGCAUUAUGGCCCAAAGACAAACAAAGCAGGGUGAUAUUAAUGGGGUGGUGUGUCAGUCCAUCCAACUCCAUUCAGAAUUCACAUUGAGAAAUUCCUAAAAUUAAAACCAAAGCACAAUUACAAGUCUGCAUUGUAAUAACAAGAAAUGUGUUCUUAAUGCUGUUAUAUAACACUGCUGGUGUUAAAUGAUAGCAGCAGUUUGAGUUACCUUCAGGCAGUUAGAUCCAAAUCUAACAGGAAAGGGUAUCUUUGGAAUAUGAAAAACAUCCAUUUGUACACAGAUUAUUUUGUACUUCAAAUUAAAAAGUCAUGUUUUCA
Messenger RNA from Cynoglossus semilaevis (tongue sole), 3997 nucleotides. RefSeq names its product hydroxycarboxylic acid receptor 3-like. Gene Ontology annotation, molecular function: G protein-coupled receptor activity. Lineage: Eukaryota; Metazoa; Chordata; Actinopteri; Pleuronectiformes; Cynoglossidae. Gene Ontology annotation, cellular component: plasma membrane. The transcript has a single exon. The record is from RefSeq and is a predicted model, not a curated record. The coding region runs from base 1339 to 2313 and encodes 324 amino acids. Gene Ontology annotation, biological process: G protein-coupled receptor signaling pathway.